Candidula unifasciata is the source of this 1677-nucleotide messenger RNA. The record is from the annotation of a GenBank genome assembly. Lineage: Eukaryota; Metazoa; Mollusca; Gastropoda; Stylommatophora; Geomitridae.
AUGAUGAAACAGUCCCAUCUGGCACCUGGCAUUAUCCCCGAGACAGCACAAUUGGUCAGCCAUGAACAGAAAAUAGCCGAACCGUACUUGAAACCCACACCACUCAGUUAUCUCACCUCUCAAGAACAUACCGACAAAGACUUGUUGAGGCAACAAUUGCCGGGAACAAACGGACAAGCCAAUAUCUUGAACACAAGCAGUAGACAAGACACGCCGUGUACUCUCAAUCAAUGGUCAUCCCUUAGCGAAAAGAGACCAAGCUUUUCAAAACUGACAUUGGGACUUUCACCUUCGAUUUUCCAUUCUUUUUUGUCCCCACAACAGGUUAUCUACCAGAAACAUAAAAAUCCCCACACCUCCAGUCACUCAUUAAAAUAUUCAAACGUCAGACGUGAUAAGUUCGACACACGCAUUCGUUCAUCACCAUCAGCAUACGACAAACCUGAAUAUGCCUACACAUCCACUCGGUCAUCAACAUCAUCACGCGACGAAAAUGAAGAUCCCGACACAUCCAUUCGUUCAUCAACAUCAUCACACGACGAAAAGAAAAGUCCCAGCACAUCCAUUCGCUCAUUAUCAUCAUCUUCAUCAUCAUGGAUUGACGAAGAUAGUUAUGUCGACAGCUUGAUUCUCUCACCAACGUCACCAUACAACAAACAUAAAUACUUCGACACCUCCACUGCCUCAUCAACAUCAUCAUGUAGCGAGGAGACAAGUAGCUUCUCUCCAACCGUGCGCUACCACCUAGAUUCAGCUACUUUGUUUGGGGAUGUGGAUUCGCCAACACCACAACCAGCUCCCAGAGGGAGAGUGGAUUCUCCAACAACACCCCCAGCUCCCAGAGGGAGAGUGGAUUCUCCAACAACACCCCCAGCUCCCAGAGGGAGAGUGGAUUCUCCAACAACACCCCCAGCUCCCAGAGGGAGAGUGGAUUCUCCAACAACACCCCCAGCUCCCAGAGAGAGACGGGUAAGGAAAAUUGUUCGCCGUCCGCCAACCCCAACUUUUGUUUCACCAAGCCAAUACCCAGUGCCUCCACCAGGCCACAGAGAUGCAAAAAGGAAUCUGUUUAGAAAGACGCAACGUUAUAUGAACUAUUGCCGUGAUAAACAGGCAGCCACGCCUAGAAAAAAGAAGCCAGAGUCGGCCUACUUUAGUGACUUCUACUCGCCGUACAGAGAUCACAGUUUUCGUGAAGAUGAGUCUCUUAGUUCUCCAGAAUCGCCAAACGCGUCUGUUUACACUCUAGAAGAUAUAUCCCCUGAAUUGACUGAUGAGAAAGAGUCCCCUACAUCACCGACCAGGGGAGCAUGUGGAGGUAUCAAACCCCCCUGCUUCCAGUUAGCAGCAGAGUUCGGUGAAGAACCACCACGUCCUGCGAAAGCGCGGCCGCUCACCGAAACAAAUUUUCACAACUUCAUCAACGAGUAUAUGACGACUGCUGUGAUGUUCUACGACGGUAAAAAAACUUUGCCAGACAUCAUCAAAGUGUGGGACAGACAGGCUCAAGAGAAAUCCAACUAUGGCAUCGAGGCCUACGGCUCUGUCGACUGCAAUAUAGAACGAGAACUGUGUUUCCGUGAACACGCCUAUGCAUUUCCGUUUUACAAGAGGUACGUCGGAGGGUAUGCAGUGGCUUCGGGAAGCCAUUUUAAAAUGUGGAACGAAAAUGUUUAA